Molecule: messenger RNA, 3332 nt
Organism: Octopus sinensis (East Asian common octopus)
Lineage: Eukaryota; Metazoa; Mollusca; Cephalopoda; Octopoda; Octopodidae
Exons: 2
Coding region: 423-2528 (701 amino acids)
Source: RefSeq, a predicted model, not a curated record
CACGCGCGCGCGCGCAUUCUCGGUUUUCGUUUGAUCCAAAUUGACACUCGUGUGUACACACGCACACACACAGACACUUAGAAAUGCAGACACGUACACACGCACACACAAAUACUCACUCAUUCUUUUACCCCCACCCCCACAUGUGGAUUAAAAAAAAAAAAAUUAUCCAAACUGUUUUAAUCGUAAUUAACGUGGAUGUUGCAACGAAUAUCAAAGUCCAAGAUACUGUUGUUGUAUUUUGUAUUAUUCAGACAUCGUUUUCUCCUGGUAACAAAGGAUUGUGCUUAAAUAACAAACACAGUGAUGUUUCGGUCGAUGACGCAUGGGAAAUACAUAACAAAAAAACAUAUAUGUAUAUAUAUUUAUGUAUAUAUAAUCAACCAUAGAGUUAAACCAGUGCAUCGGUUAAUAUUGGCAUAAUGACUCUCUACAGACACAACAAAAUGAUAAACUUACGAAGAUUUCUCUUAAACAAUUUGUCGUGUCGGUGCCUCCUUCGUCGUUACAUAUUUUUCUGCAUUCUGUUUUGCGGUUUAUUGUUGUUGAUAUAUAACUUCCGAUGGCAAGGCACUCAAGGGUUUUCUCAGAUGACUUCUCUGAUGGUGAAGUCAAAUUUUACAGCAAUCGGACUUCUAGUAAGCACCAAAUUUUGCCAUAUUCCAGAUAUAGACCCGUUUGAAUCAUCAGUGAAAACGUACUUUAGUGUUAGCUUCUGGAAACCGUGUGCCGAACCUCAUUCUCUUACUUAUCAAAAUGGUUCAAUCUUAAGAUUAAACCAUUCGUUAAUAAAGUACAAGCACGGAGGAAACUUCAAUUGUUGUAAAGUCGUUCCUAUUCGUAGACUGGAUAAAGAUGAUCACUCGUUUGAAUAUCUUCCUGCAGAUACACUCUUUAAUAAUGACAUAAAAAUAAAAGACGAAUUUAUUAAAGUUCAAUGCUAUGGGCUAAAAAAUGACUUGAUCUAUACAAAUUUUCAUGCUUUUAUUCAUAAAAAAACCAUCAAGCCCAAAGAAAAUGUUCUGACCACAAGAAUUGAAACAAUGUUAACAAAAAUUAACAAAAACUCUAAAAAAACAACUGUCUCUAGUUUAAAGACUACUCUGAAGGCAACACCGACCACUUCGGUUGUAAAGAACCCCGUUAAUAUUCUUCUAGUUGGUAUUGAUUCCAUGUCACGCUUAAAUUUUUUGCGACAAAUGCAAAUGACACAUCGUUAUAUAUUAAAAUUGGGUGCCAUUGGCAUGCUGGGCUACAAUAAAGUUGCGGAUAAUACAUUUGUGAACUUGAUCCCUUUACUUACAGGUAAGUAUCUAGAAGAGCUUCCAUGGAACGAAACUCUGAGUGGAUUACCAUUAAAUAAAUACAAUUUCCUGUGGAAGCGAUAUAAGAAUCAUGGAUUUACUACUUUGUUUGCUGAGGACGACCCUCCUAUAGGGACGUUUAAUUAUCUAAAAUUUGGUUUCAAACAACAACCUACAGACCAUUAUUAUAGACCAUUUGCUCUCGCAAUGGAGGAGGAGAAAUCCGUCUGGACAAAAGACUGCGUUCGAGAUCGAACAGAAACAGGUAUAAUUCUCCAAUAUAUUUACGACUUUGCGAGAGUCUACAAGGACUCCCCAUAUUUUAGUUUAUCUUUUAUUGGGCGUCUCACCCACGACGACAUCAACAAAGCUGGUCGCUGUGACGCUGAAUAUUAUAAGUUUUUCAAGACGUUAAAUGAUGAACAGCUUCUUAAUAACACCCUUGUUGUGUUUUUUUCUGAUCACGGCAUCCGAUUCGGAUCAUUCCGCAAAACAUACGUAGGUCGACUCGAAGAGAGAUUGCCUUUCAUGUUUAUCAUCCCACCUCCUUUCUUCAAACAUCGCUACCCAAACCUUUUGAAUAACAUAAAAAUCAAUUCUCGCCGUCUCACAACACCAUUUGACAUUCAUGAAACGUUGGUAGAUGCCCUCCAUAUAGAGAAAGCCAAUUUGAAAUAUUCUACAGUGCAAAGAUAUUCUCCCGAAAAAAUGAAAAGCAUUAGUUUGUUCUCUCGAGUUCCGGAGGAAAGGUCUUGUAAACGUGCAACUAUUUUAUCUCAUUGGUGUGCCUGUCAUCAGACUACAGCAGUGACCACUAGUGACGAUACAGUUAUUUAUAUUGCUGAGCAACUAGUAAAGAUGAUUAACAAUUUAACAUCAGAAUAUAGAAACGUAUGCUCGAAAGUUCGGUUGAGUGAAAUAUCAGAAGCUUCGAUGAUCAAAGCCAACGAUGAGAUGAUGCGUUUCCAAUAUAGUCAUCAUGAUGUUAUUGACAGAUAUGUAGCCUACGGUGACUUAGCAGAACAAAGUUAUAUCGAUUAUCAGAUCACUAUUUCCACAUUGCCAGGCAAAGGGCUGUUCGACGCGACUGUCCGUUAUCAAAUCAAAGAUAAAUCAUGUACACUUGUUGGUGGCAUUAGUCGGACCAAUAAAUACGGCAGCCAUGGAAAUUGUAUUGCGAUACCUAAAUUACAACCUUUCUGCUAUUGUCACAAAAGCAAUUAAUCUAAAGUGAAGAAAGAAGUAUACAAACGCAGAAUGCAACAGUUACAGCGUCAAAAGAAUACAUUUUACUCUCGUGUGUAGUGAUGCUUAAUUAGAAAAACAAAGAUACUGCAACAAUAUAUUUAUUACAAAUUAUUAAGAAUACCUUCAUAUAAAAACUUAGAUUUUAAAACAUUUAAAAAUGUUUUAAAAGAAAUCGACGCUAAGACAUAAAACACAACUACAGUUAUAAAAUACCUUACUAAAGUAACUAAUCCAAAUAUGCCAACCAAUCAACAAAUUACUUUGAUAAACUACCAAAUGCAAUCUUAACAUAGACAUGCAUUGAAUGGUCCGCGGGUUGGAUUGCAUCGUAAAGCGCUACAUGGCUGUAAAAUAAUUUAAAACUUAAAAUUCAAAAAUAAAUAGUUAUUCAACUUGGUACCACUGACCAAUCAAGGAAAAUGAGGUACAAAAGAAAAAGCCAAAAUAACUCCUAAGAUCAAUUGAAUACCUUUUUUUAAACGAGGAUAAGUAUUCUCUUUAAAAGAAACGGAAGGAAAUUUCGAUUUGCUCAUGGUCAUGUUCCUCGGCACCAAAAUUUGUGAAGCAAUUGGUCUAUUCUCACUUAGUGAGUUUAAGGUAAUAAUGUGAUCCGUUUAGAGUUGAUGGACUAUAAUUAGGAAGAGCACGAUCAGAUGUACAGUCGAAGAAGUUUUUGAAACAUUCAAUAAAUUCAGAUAUUAGAAAGUAAUACUUAAUUUUGCUCAAAAUCACAAAUUCUUCUGGAAACUGAAUAGUGCUUCAUCAUUUGUAACCCUCAUU